UUGAAUGAAUCUCCACUUUUUCUUUAUUUUCCUCACUGAUUCACACUUCCAAUUUGCUUCUUGUUCUUGUUCGUUUUGAUCAGAAACGAUGUCAUUUUUGCAUUGCAGAUUUUAUUUGAUUCUGACAAAAAUGCUAUGAUCUGUUUUUAAUUCUUUGAAUCACAUAAAUUUCCGUGUUGAGAUUUUCACUUUUUUCAAAAUUUUUUUAUUUAUUUGUAGAUUUUAAUUAAGUUUUGCAUUGCUUGCAAUUCAUAUUCUGGUGCUCAGCGUCCUGGAUCUGAAGGUGGGAUUAAAGGCUUUGUUAGAUGAUUUGAGUUUGUGCUGUUUUCCUAGUUUUAUAGCGUGGGAGAAGUGAAAAGCAUUUUGAGAUGGGGAUUUUUGAUGGAUUUCCCAUUCCUCCAGAUAAAGAAUAUUUAAGGGAUGAGCUUUCAAGAAUAGAUGAGAGUUGGGCAGCUGCACGUUUUGAUUCACUACCUCAUGUCGUCCGUAUCCUGACCUCAAAAGAUCGUGAAGGUGAGGUCCAGGAUUUAAAGGAACAAAGCGAUGUUGUUGAGGAUGUUGUAGAUGAAGUUGUGCAUGCUUAUCAUGGUGGCUUCAACAAAGCAAUUCAAAAUUAUUCUCAGAUCUUGCGGUUAUUCAGUGAAUCUACUGAAAGUAUUGGUGUCUUAAAGGUUGAUUUGGCUGAGGCAAAGAAACGUCUUGGUACACGCAAUAAACAAUUGCAUCAGUUAUGGUAUCGAUCUGUUACAUUGCGUCACAUAAUCUCCUUGUUAGAUCAGAUUGAGGGCAUAGCUAAGGUUCCUGCUCGUAUUGAGAAGCUUAUUUCUGAAAAGCAAUUUUAUGCUGCAGUUCAAUUGCAUGUUCAGUCAGCAUUGAUGCUUGAGCGAGAGGGCCUCCAAACGGUUGGUGCUCUCCAAGAUGUUCGAUCUGAACUAACAAAGUUGCGAGGGGUUCUGUUCUAUAAAGUGUUGGAGGAUUUGCAUGCACAUCUUUACAAUAAGGGUGAAUACAGCUCAGUUGCUUCAAGCAUGCAUGAAAAGGACGAUGAAGUUCCAACAACCACAGCUGUUGCAUUUGUAUCAAAUACUUCACAACCUGUUUCUCGAAGAACUAGGUCAGUGAGAGGUGAUGGUCAGUUUGGCAGUCAGGGGCUUGUAGAUGGAUCAUACAGGCUGGGUUCCAUUGAUGGAGGUUCAUCGUAUGAUGGCCAUGAUGAGGAUGGUUCUUUGGAGCCUCAUGAUGAAAGGCUUAACGGUGGUGAUGGGAAGGAUGUCAAACUCGUAUCCCAUCAAAUCCCAGUGUGGCUUCUGAAUUCCACUCCUGAUGAAUUUGUUGAAACAAUUAAAAAGAGUGAUGCUCCUGUUCACGUGAAGUAUUUGCAGACUAUGGUGGAAUGCCUCUGCUUACUUCACAAAGUAGCUGCAGCCGGUGCUGUAAUAUGCCAACGAUUGCGACCCACAAUUCAUGAGAUUAUCACAUCCAAGAUUAAAGCCCAUGCAGAAUUCAUUAAUUCUUCAAGGUCUGGAAUUGAUAAGGCCACUCGAACUGGCACCAGCAAUCUCCACUUUAUAAAGGGACAGUUAGAAAGCUACCAGUUACCAAAACAGAAGCGUCAAAACGGGAUAGCAUUGGCUGGGACUCUGUUGGCAGUGAGCCCUGUCUCGCCUGUGAUGGCUCCUACAGGAAAAGCACAGGCUGCUGCCAAAGAGCUUCUUGACUCAAUUUUGGACUCUGUUGUUCGGAUAUUUGAGAAUCAUAUUGUUGUUGGAGAGCUUAUUGAGUCAAAAUGUUCCCUACAAAGUGACACAAACACACCAAAGUCACUGUUAACAGAUGUAAACCUUGAUUCUGAAGCAUCUCAAGUUACUGGAGGCUACAGUAUCGGCUUUUCCUUGACAGUUUUACAGAGUGAAUGCCAACAAUUCAUAUGUGAGAUUCUUCGAGCAACCCCUGAGGCUGCAUCGGCAGAUGCCGCUGUACAAACUGCCAGGCUUGCAAGCAAGGUUCCUACAAAAGAAAAGAGGGAUGGAUCAGAAGAUGGCCUCACUUUUGCUUUCCGUUUCACUGAUGCUACCAUAUCAGUUCCUAACCAGGGAGUUGAUCUCAUUCGCCAAGGAUGGAGUAGGAGGGCUCCCAAUGUGUUACAAGAAGGUUAUGGCUCUGCAGCUGUCUUGCCUGAGCAAGGCAUUUAUCUAGCAGCAUCUGUAUAUCGGCCUGUUCUUCAGUUUACCGAUAGGAUUGCUUCUAUGCUGCCUAAAAAGUAUUCCCAGCUUGGGAAUGAUGGACUGCUAACCUUUGUGGAGAACUUUGUAAAGGACCACCUUUUACCAACCAUGUUUGUUGACUACCGAAAAGGCGUUCAACAAGCUAUAUCAAGUCCGGCUGCAUUUCGUCCACGGGCAAAUACUAGCGUUUCAUAUGCUAUAUCUGUUGAGAAGGGUCGACCUGUCUUGCAGGGGCUUCUGGCUAUUGAUUUCUUAGCAAAAGAGGUGCUUGGUUGGGCUCAAGCGAUGCCUAAAUUUUCUGCUGACCUUGUGAAGUAUGUGCAAACUUUCCUUGAGCGAACCUAUGAAAGAUGUCGAACUUCAUACAUGGAGGCAGUUCUUGAGAAGCAGAGUUAUAUGCUCAUUGGAAGGCAUGAUAUUGAAAAAUUGAUGCGACAUGAUCCAUCUAGCGCGUGUUUACCAAAUGCACUUGGUCAGUCAAAUGUGAGAAAUAUUGCUUCUGAUGCAGAAAGUGUUGAGGUUGAAUCAGAACUAAGUGAACUUCUCUUAAAUUUGCGUCCUAUUAAGCAGGAGAAUCUAAUUCGCGAUGACAAUAAACUUGUUUUGUUGGCAUCCCUGAGUGAUUCGUUGGAGUAUGUUGCAGACUCAAUUGAAAGACUUGUACAAGGGACCCCACAAACAUCAAAUCAUGUAGAGAGUGGCAAGCCUAGCCAUACACGAACAAGCAGUUCACCCACUAGGGAUUUGGCAUCAUUUGCUGAUGAGUACAGAAAACUAGCAAUUGAUUGCUUGAAAGUUUUACGUGUGGAGAUGCAGUUGGAAACAAUUUUCCACUUGCAGGAAAUGACAGAUAGGGAAUACCUGGAAAAUCAAGAUGCAGAAGAGCCUGAUGACUUUGUUAUUUCACUUACUGCACAGAUAACACGCAGGGAUGAGGAAAUGGUGCCUUUUGUUGCUGGAGUGAAACGGAAUUACAUAUUCGGUGGAAUAUGUAGUAUUGCUGCAAAUGCAUCCAUUAAGGCUUUGGCCAAUAUGAAAUCGACCAACCUGUUUGGAGUUCAGCAGAUAUGUCGGAAUUCAAUUGCUCUAGAGCAGGCCCUUGCAGCUAUUCCUUCAAUUGACAGUGAAGUUGUACGGCAGAGAUUAGAUCAUGUUCGAACCUAUUAUGAACUGUUAAAUAUGCCAUUUGAGGCUUUGCUUGCCUUCAUUGCUGAGCAUGAGCACUUGUUUACAGCUGCAGAGUAUGUUAAUCUUCUCAAAGUCCAGGUCCCAGGAAGAGAGAUACCUCCUGAUGCACAAGAUCGAGUAUCAGAGAUUUUAUCCCAUUAGCACUCCAAAAUGACUUGAUCUGUUAUCUUCCAAAGUCAUAUGACCUUUGCUUGCAUGGAUAAUUACCCAUCUCCUAAUUGGUACAGCACAUUGGAAGCUAUUGUUCAACAUGUGCCAAAUAGCAGUAUACUUUUGUCAAAUAUCAGAGAUACGAGGUUUGUUCUAUCGCAUUUGUAAUUAUAAUUUAUUCUUUAUGUAGUAUCAAUUUUGUGAGCUUUGUGUUUCUCCAUGCGUUUGUUUAGUGCUUUUGUUUAGUGUUUGGUGAUGACAGAUUAAGAGUACAAACAUCAUGUUAUGCUGUCGACUAUAUGGUCAUUGUCUUGUUGUCUUCCUGUUAUUGAGAUCGAACAUUUUAUCUUCUAACCUCCAUUGAAAGUACAAGUUCAAUAAGAAACUUAAAGUUUAAUCGAAUUAGGGAUACCCUUUGAGAACCGAGGCAUCUCUUUAUACGUUAGGCUGUUUUGGAUGUUUAUUUAAUUCCAACUGUUUUGACUUAAGAUAAACUAGAACUAAUUCUAAUUGCCAGAAUCUUUUAAAUGAUUUGGUGACAUUUUUGAAGCUAGAAAUGCUUAGUUUCUAUGAAUCCGUUGUGUUGGAUAGGUUUUUGAAACUAGAAA
Molecule: messenger RNA, 4171 nt
Organism: Durio zibethinus
Lineage: Eukaryota; Viridiplantae; Streptophyta; Magnoliopsida; Malvales; Malvaceae
Source: RefSeq, a predicted model, not a curated record